Messenger RNA from Ascochyta rabiei, 1245 nucleotides. RefSeq names its product Salicylate 1-monooxygenase. Bases 1 to 1245 code for a protein of 414 amino acids. Lineage: Eukaryota; Fungi; Ascomycota; Dothideomycetes; Pleosporales; Didymellaceae. The record is from RefSeq and is a predicted model, not a curated record. The transcript has 5 exons. Gene Ontology annotation, molecular function: FAD binding; monooxygenase activity.
AUGCCACUGAAAGUUAUUGUCGUCGGUGCAGGUCUUGGAGGGCUGGCGACUGCCAUUGCACUCACCAGAGCUGGACAUGAUGUCGAUGUCUUCGAAAAGUCAUCUUUUCACAAUGAAGUUGGUGCAGCCAUCCACCUUGCUCCGAACGCGACAAGAGUCCUGAAAAGUUGGGAUUGCGAUCUGGAGUCAAUGGACCCCAGUCCAUGCAAUCAUAUUAGCCUUUGGAAGGCUAGCGGAGAAUUCGUUACAGUAGCGGCAGUGACGAAGGAUCUCCAGGCGAAGCUAGACAUCAAAGACGAGUGGUUGCUCGUGCAUCGCGUUGAUCUGCACAACAAACUACGGGAACUAGCGGAAAAGGGGUUUGAGGCUAGGAAGCCAAGGCUUCAUUUGUCUUGUGGUGUGAGUAGUGUGGACGUGCAAUCUGGCAAGGUAAAGCUGUAUGAUGGCAGGGAAUUCCAAGCUGAUCUAAUUAUAGGUGCAGAUGGCGUACAUUCUAAGACCGUGCGAGAAGUACAACCUGAGUCCCAAAAGAGAGUCAGCACUGGACAAAAUUGUUUCCGCUUUCUUGUCCCUACAGAAAAGGCCAUGCGCAACCCGUUGACUAAGAGUCUCAUUGAUCGGGUUGGCUUGGAAUCACUUAAUACUUUCGCUACAGAAGAUUGUCGGAUCAUCUUGUACCCUUGCCGGUCUGGAAAACUCCUCAAUCUUGCAGCGAUAUAUCGUGGAGGAGAUGAAGAAGUCGAAGAAUCUUCCUGGCUAAAUUCUGGUAGUAAGAGCAACCUUUUGGAAGUGGUCAAGGGCUUCAGCCCUGAGCUGCAAGAGCUAUGUAACUUGGCCGAAGAUGUAAAGCUAUGGAGCCUCGCAUCUAGGGAUCCUCCGACUGUUUUUCAUCGAGGUAGGCUUGGUCUGAUUGGCGAUGCGGCGCACCCUACGCUUCCCCACCAGGGACAAGGAGGUGCUCAAGCUUUUGAGGAUGCGGCGGCGCUUGGAGCGCUGUUCACAGCAGACACAAAACCUGAACAGAUCGAAGAGAAGCUGCGUCUCUACAAUGAGAUCCGCUACAAGCAGUCUGUCACUAUCCUGUUUAUGUCUAGAGUGGCCGACGGUGAGCGUAAACUGGUCAUGGACGAGUUGCACCGAUUCGUUCCCGAUGCAGAAUUGCCUGAAAACAUGUGGCUUUUCGCCUGGAACUCAUACCCUGCACGGGCAGCGGAAAAGGCAUUAUCGCUCGUGGAAGCCCAUUAA